This is a messenger RNA of Symsagittifera roscoffensis, 2547 nucleotides long. RefSeq names its product multiple epidermal growth factor-like domains protein 11. Lineage: Eukaryota; Metazoa; Xenacoelomorpha; Acoela; Convolutidae. Gene Ontology annotation, molecular function: protein binding; scavenger receptor activity. The transcript has 12 exons. The coding region runs from base 252 to 2438 and encodes 728 amino acids. The record is from RefSeq and is a predicted model, not a curated record.
UUUUCAACUAUUGUCUUCAAAUCUAGAUAUAUAUUUUUUGCUCUUUCGAAUACAAUUUUUGAAAACUCAUUUCAAGAAUGAAGUUUUGCUGAUUAUACUGAAUUGCUUGAAACAAAAUUUGUACCAAAAAAUAUUGAGUACGAAAAAAUAAUCCACUUGAAAAAAUUUCAGGCUUUUUACAAUAUUUCUCUAUAGAAGUAUUACCUCUUAAUUAUAAUUGAGAGAAAGCAAACCAACCGCGCUGUUUUGAAAUGACAUUGUCGUUGGUUAAAAGUUUGGUCGUGUUUGGUGUGUUGAUUGUCGUAGUUAGUUGUGACGUUUCUGAAGGAACCUCAAACGCAUGUCAAAAAAGAACCAGUGUCAAUGAGGAAGAGAGAGUAUGCGAGGAUGUGGCCUACACAGAGAGAUACAAAGCCAAAUGUUGGAAUCUUUUCAAAUGGUUCUCAUGCACCAAAACUAGAACUGCUUAUCACGAGGAGUGUAGAAUGGAACCGGUGACCACGAUUGUGAUCACGUGGGAGUGCUGCAGUGGUUAUCAGGAGACAAGUAACCGCCGAUGCAGACCCGUCUGUUCGAGCGGAUGUGAAAACGGAGACUGCAUUGCACCCGACAAUUGCAGAUGUCACGAUGGGUUUAGAGGCAUCAGUUGCGACAGCUCGUGUCAGCCAGGUUCUUUUGGACCCAGCUGUGCUAACAGUUGCAGCUGUGAAAAUGGAGCCGAUUGUGACCCAAUCGACGGAUCUUGCACCUGUGCAGCUGGCUAUAUUGGCCACAGGUGUGAACAAGAGUGUGACGAGUGGAAACAUGGGCUGGAUUGUGUACAGGAUUGUGUGUGUUUGAAGAACCAAACGCAGUUUUGUGAAAAUACCAACGGAAGAUGCACGUGCAAGAGUGGUUACCAGGGUGCCCUGUGUGACUCAUUGUGUCCGGAGGGCUUGACUGGGGUAGGGUGUGAACAAGUGUGUCCGUGUCAGAAUGAUGCCAUCUGUCUGCCAGAAGAACAGGGAUGUCAAUGCACUCCCGGAUUCUCGGGCGAGGUUUGUGCCGAUCCUUGUGAGGAAGACUCGUGGGGGGCAGACUGCACAGAAAACUGUCUGUGCUUCAAUGGCGGAGAUUGCAAUCCCAAAAACGGCACCUGUACCUGCUCCCCUGGAUUUUUCGGAAUAAAUUGCCAGCGGGAAUGUGAUCUUGGGUUCUGGGGUGAUCGGUGCAGUGGAAAUUGCUCUCACUGUUCUUUCGGAAUGCCCUGUGAUUUCAGAAAUGGGACCUGUCUUUGCAACGAGUUUCAAAAGGGGGAUAAUUGUGAAAUACUGUCGUGUCCCGAGGGUAAGUAUGGACCAGCCUGUUUCCAUAACUGUCUGUGUCAGAAUAAUGCCACCUGUGACAUGGUGACGGGUAGCUGUGAGUGUCUGGCAUUGGGUUUCACCGGGCCCUACUGCUCACAAGAGUGUCCUAAUGGGACCUUCGGAGUCAACUGUUCCCAGGAAUGCAACUGCACAAUGGACUUUUGUGACUCAGUGGUCGGGUGUGUCGAAAUAUCCAAAAGAGAUCAACAGUUUGGCGAAGUGUCUUCAGAUGAUAUUCCGUGGAUGGUCGUUACUUGUAUCUUGGGCGUGUUUUUCGUGCUACUCGCUGCGGGUGGUGGAUUUUUUGUAUGGAAACGCUUCUCCAGAAAAAUGAAGCCCAAAAAACCCCCUGCUGGUUAUCCACCCGAGAGAAAUGGGUUUGUGAAUCCAACGCUUGCCAAGAAAGAAGAAGACAAGGAAGCAGGGAUUUACAUAAGUUCGAACUCGGAGAUCGUGGCAUACAGCAGCGCAGCCUCUGUUUCGGGACAAGAUGAUCCAUGCACUAGUAGUGCACCACGACCCGAGGAUGAUAAAGAAUACUCUUUGACAGAUGAUGGGACCAAAAUGCAGAUGGAUAGAGACAACUCAAUUAAUGAAAAGAAUUCCCUUAAGGGUCCUUCUCAGAUUCAAAAACAGACGAGCUGUGACAAUGAAUACGCGGAUAUUAACACGCUUGACAACGAGGCCCCGAAACAUGACGAUCAGACACAAAAUCAUGCGAGUUCUAAUGAAUCCGCCCCUGAUUUUGACAAUGAUGAUUACCAGGGAAUCGAAUCUCACUACUCAAAAAUACAACUUUUGGAGUCUAAGACCGACAAAAUAUCAUCCGAGGUUGAUUCGGAAAAAGAGGCCUAUGUAAAUCCCUGCAGCGAAACUGAUAUGGGGAAUUAUGAUGCUUAUAACAUCGUCAGCCCAUUGCAUAAUGACAUGUAUGUCGAGCCGAAUAAAGAGAAGUCAAACGCUUCGAAAGACGAAAGUUCGACAAAAACUGAACAAGUUACUACUUAUAAACGAACGAAUGAAGGAGGGGUUUGUCAUGACACUGAAUACGUUGAUGGAUUGAGCGAUUAUGCUGAUUUGGGUGACAAUUGAUGCAUAAAAAAACUGAAAAAAAUGUGAAAUUUUUGUCUUGAUGAAGUUUUUUUAAAUUCAAACCCUUCUAAAGUAAGUUAGUUGCUUUGUAUAUUAGUAGUUCAUUUUC